Messenger RNA from Mycosarcoma maydis (corn smut), 1560 nucleotides. Its product is annotated as putative choline permease. Gene Ontology annotation, biological process: transmembrane transport. The record is from RefSeq and is a predicted model, not a curated record. Gene Ontology annotation, molecular function: transmembrane transporter activity. The transcript has a single exon. The coding region runs from base 1 to 1560 and encodes 519 amino acids. Lineage: Eukaryota; Fungi; Basidiomycota; Ustilaginomycetes; Ustilaginales. Gene Ontology annotation, cellular component: membrane.
AUGUCGGACAUCUCGGUCAACAAGCCCCCCGAGCCAAAACACUCGACCGAAGUCGUGAGCUACGAUGGUCACGUUAACAAAGCUCACUCAGAGACGCUUAUUCGACAAUUUGGUCUGUUGCCGCUUCUUGGCGUCGGUCUUCUCGGUGCUGGAUACUGGGCGGGCCAGAUCGUUACCAUGACCACCGUGCUGGGUGUUGGCGGACCGCCUGGUCUGUUUUGGGGAACAUUUCUGUGCGCAUUCUGCAUUCUCUGCAUCGCAGUCUCGCUAGCGGAACUUGCGUCUGCCUAUCCCACCUCCGGCGGCGUUCUCGACUGGGCUUACGAAGGCUCGUCCAAGUCAAGUCGCAAGUUUAUCGCUUGGACCACUGCCUGGCUCAACACGUUUGCCUGGAUCGUUACUGCGACCACGUGGGCCUCUCUGGUCGCCCAGCAAGUGCUCGCUCUUGCCGUCCUAUACCACCCUGACUACGUCAUCAAGCAGUGGCAUACUUGGCUCGUUUUGCAAUUCGUGCUCAUCGUUGGUCUCCUUAUCAACGUCUUUGCGGUCAAGAUCAUGCCGGCGCUCGACAAGAUCGGCCUCUAUACUUUCUUCCUCGGCUGCUUUGUCCUGAGCAUCACGGUGGCUGCCAGCGCACCCACGCAUCAAUCGGCCAAAUUUGUGUUUGUCGACAUCAUCAACACCACCGGAUGGAGCUCGAAUGGUCUGGUCUGGUGUCUCGGUCAGAUUGCUACCUCGGGGGCUUUCAUUCUGAUCGACUCGCCCAGCCAUCUCUCCGAAGAAACAAUCGAGCCAGAGAAAAACGUGCCCAAGGCGAUGGUCUACUCGGUUCUGAUCGGUACCGUGACCGGCUUGUUUGUCACACUCUGCUUUAUGUUUUCGAUCGUAGACAUCGACGGAGUGCUUGGCAGUGCGACUGGUGUACCUUAUAUUCAAAUCAUCAGGAACGCGACUCGAUCCAAUGGCGCAACCGUGGUUCUCUCGCUCUUCAUGAUCAUCCUUUCCAUGUACGGUGCUGUGACCUCGGUCACUGUUGCCAGUCGAGUCGCCUGGGCGUUUGCACGAGAUGGCGGUCUUCUGUUGCCCAAGACGUUUUCCAAGAUGUCGUCCAGCCUGCAUGUACCUGUGCAGUCGCUCAUUCUAUGCACUUUUGUCUCGAGCUGCAUCGGCGUGAUCUACUUGGGCAGCAUCACGGCAUUCAACUCGUUCCUGUCUGCGCUCACCAUCCUCUUUUUUGCCUGCUACGCCAUGGUGAUUGGAGGAUUCAUGUUCAACAAGCGCCACAUCGAAAAGAGAGGGCCGUACCACCUUGCCUCGACGCUUGGCUGGACAGUCAACUCAAUCGCGCUGAUCUACAUGCUCGUUUUUGGUAUCUUGUUCUGUUUCCCAUCCGUCUACCCUCCUACAGCAGCUACGAUGAAUUGGUCCAGUGUGAUCCUCGCCGGCGUUGUGCUGCUGUCCUCAGUCGGCUACAUCACUUGGGGCAAGCAAAGCUAUGCCGGUCCUAGCGGCGCUGUGCUCGCUGAGCGUAUCGGCCAGAGCUCGGCAAUCGUCGCUUAA